Amblyraja radiata (thorny skate) is the source of this 12468-nucleotide messenger RNA. RefSeq names its product dynein, axonemal, heavy chain 7 (gene dnah7). Gene Ontology annotation, molecular function: ATP binding; calcium ion binding; minus-end-directed microtubule motor activity. Gene Ontology annotation, biological process: microtubule-based movement. Gene Ontology annotation, cellular component: dynein complex. The transcript is spliced from 64 exons. The coding region runs from base 270 to 12299 and encodes 4009 amino acids. Lineage: Eukaryota; Metazoa; Chordata; Chondrichthyes; Rajiformes; Rajidae. The record is from RefSeq and is a predicted model, not a curated record.
UGGAGAACUUUGAGCCUUUUGUUUUCCCGAGAGCUUGGUCGGUAACCGUUACCCUGGAAACGGCGAGGCUAUUUUCAAACAGUGAAUCGGUGCGAGUCAGGGAGGGAGGGAGGGAGGCUCCGCAGUCGGGACGGGACGGGACUGGACUGGCCGCCGCGCUGUUGAAACCCUUGUUGCGGGCGGCCAAACCCUCCACAAGUGCUGGAUGCGGUGCCGUCGCUCGGCGACACACUCUUGCCACCCGGGUUGAAGAGUCAGUCUAGGGGGGGAUGGAGGACUCCUCGUUGUGCGAGUGCCUCAAGGAGAGCCAGGACCCGGAGGCAGCCAAGAAGGCACAGAAUAAAGGAAAACUGCCAAGGAAUGAAAUAACGUUUUUACCACAGUUACCUGCGAGUCGGUCCAAGCCAUUGUGGCAAACAGCAUCACCUUCUUUCUUUCUCCAAACCGAGGAGGAUGAACAAUGUGAUAUAUUGAAGGGUUCACCGCCCCAAAAACGCAAACGGACCAAAGCCUGGGAAUCUGGACCUUCUGGUAGCAACACGGGUGGCGGGACUCGAUCAAUACACGACGGAGCUUUCCAGCCCCAAAAGGAUCGCGAGCAUUUCAGAAGUGCUCUAGUUAAUAUUAUUAUGCAACAAGAAUGUGCAGCCCGACAGCCGCCUCCUUUAGAUGAAACAGAACCGUCAACAUCCGGACAUCCUUCAGCAGCGGAGAAAGACAUCCUUCGGUAUUACUAUUACAUUAAUCAUGGAAUAGACACAGAACAUGUAGCUCCUUUGGAGGACAGUUGGUUGGACGUUGUUUUGUCCUUGGUACCAUUACGACUCAAAAUAUACACUGAAAUUAUUGAGUCGCUUUCAGAUGAGAUGAAAGAGGAUUAUCUUCUUAGUGUAAAGAAGGCAAUAGUGGACUUUGUUUUACGAGACCCCAGGGAGAAGGAGGAAAAAAAGAAAGAAAUCCCCAGUCACCGUGCAGAGUUGGAUGUGGUACCAAAGCCAUGGAACAAAUCUUUUUUGUCAGCACGUAAAUUCAUAAAGGCAAACCUAAAUUCAAUAAAUCCCAGCAUGUUGGCUGUCUUGGAUCUCUGGCAGUGUUCUUUUAAAGAUUUAAGGUUCAUUGAUGUCGACGAAUUUCGUAACCGCAAGGAUUCAAUGGAGCUGACUACAUUCCAGGUCUUGUACAUGAGGCAAAUUGAAUCAGCGAAAGAGAAACUCCUGAAAAAGUGGUUUCCUGAAGUUCAAAAUAUUUAUUAUCUGGGAAGUAAGCGAAAGCAGGUUCCCAUUGGUUCAGACACUGCCAAACUACUGUCUUUUUUUAACUGUGUUGCAACUCUGAUGACUUCACAGCUGCAAAGUUUGACCCUAAAUUCCAUUCAGGACUACACUGAUUUAAUUGUGCAACGUCCGGAUUCUAUUCGUGCUUAUGAACAUCCGGGUUUCAUUUUGCGACUGAUCCUAAACAAUAACGUUAUCCAAUUUGAACCGGAGUUCAAAGAUUUUGAGCUGCUAUUCUUGAAUGUUUAUGAUGUCAUGCUGAAAACAGUGAAUCUAGUACCAAGAGUUGAGACGCGACUGUACGCUGAAUGGACUCAUAUCAAGAGCUACCUAAAACCAAUAAUCUUGGAUGAAAUCCUGGAGGAAAACAAAAGGAAAGUUAUAGAGGUUGUUGCCAAAGAAAGCUUGGGUCCCCAAGAACAUACCAAGCACUAUGAUAAGUAUACCAUGUUUAUAAAUAGGCAAGCUGACUUGGAUGUGGAACAAUUCCUGAAUGAAGAACAUACAUUUGAAGAAACCGCACAGGAAAUUAUUAAGUAUCUGAAUUUGAAAGAAGAUAUUCAGUACAAUACUCAAAAGGUUGUUCGCCUGGGAAUGUUUGAGGUGCACUGUGAUGAACUCAUAAGGGCUCUUGUGAGAAGAGCAGAAGCAUUGUAUGAGAAACUUCUGAAUAGGAUAAGCAAAUACCAUCAGGAUGCAAAUAGAGCGUUAUGUGCAGAAUUUGAGAAGAUAGCAGAGAAGGCCCUCACAACACCUCCAAAUACAGAAGCACUAAUGGAAUUGAAGGCUUACGUGCAAAAAGUUGAAGUGAAAGACAUGGCUGAACUUGAGCUGAAGCUGGUUGAAGCCAAAAACCGCUUGUCUUUUCUUGUUGAUUAUAUAGCGCUCACCCCAAGUGACAUACGAUUAAACAACCAAACGUUUCACUGGAGUGGGCGAAUGGCAGAGAUUUUCGAGGAGCACAAAAGGAUGGUUGCGGAGAAAGAAGAACAGUAUCAGCAAGGGUUGAAGCUCCGCAUUGAGAGAUUUGAAGAAGAACUUGAAACUUAUUCUAAGCAAGCAGAAGAAUUUACCACUUUUGCAGAGAUGUCAGAUGUUGGUCGCUACUUAAGGAAGGCUCAAACAUUAAAUACAAAGCUGAAUCAAGCAAUAGAGAAGAUUGAUCAAAUUAAUGUUGAAGAACAAGCAUUUGGAUGGACUGAAUCUCAGUAUCCUCAGCGUAAACAAGCCAACGAUAUCCUUCAACCAUAUUUAAGGCUGUAUGAGAUGACAGUGGAGUUCAAUACCAAAUACAAUGUUUGGAUGGAGGGUUCAUUUACAGAGGUCAACCCAGAUGAGGUGGAGGCAGAUGCAGGAAACUACUGGCGUGGUCUAUACAAGCUGGAACGGACUUUCGCAGACUCGCCAAAUGCAUUAAAAAUUGCCCAUACCGUUCGGAAAAAGGUUGAGGAAUUCAAAGAGCAUAUUCCUCUUGUUCAAGUCCUCUGCAAUCCCGGAUUACGUGAUCGACAUUGGGAUGCCUUAUCUGAACUUGUGGGCUACUCACUCAAGCCUCCGCCAGAUACGACAGUCACCAAACUUCUCACGAUGCAUCUUGAAUCUUUCUUGCCUCAGUUUGAGGGCAUCAGUGAGGCUGCCAGCAAGGAAUAUUCACUGGAAAAAGCCAUGAAAAAAAUGAUGAGUGAGUGGGACACAAUGGAAUUUGUUCUCAUUGCAUAUCGAGAAACGGGAACACAUAUACUUUCAGCCGUUGACGAUAUCCAGAUGUUGCUAGACGAUCACAUUGUAAAGACACAAACAAUGCGUGGAUCUCCUUAUAUACAGCCAUUUGAAAAAGAAAUCAGAACAUGGGAAAGUAAACUGUUGCUGCUGCAAGAAAUAAUGGACGAAUGUUUAAAAGUGCAGGCAACUUGGCUUUACCUGGAGCCAAUCUUCAGCUCCCCUGACAUCAUGGCCCAGAUGCCUGAAGAGGGAAGACGGUUUACCGCUGUGGAUAAGACUUGGAAGGAACUUAUGAAGCAAGUUAUACUGGAUACGCAUGUUCUAGCUGUGGUAUCUAUAGAUAAAAUGAUAGAUAAACUAAAAAAAUCCAAUGGCCUGCUGGAUUUGAUUCUAAAAGGACUGAAUAACUACUUGGAGAAGAAGCGCCUCUUUUUCCCACGAUUUUUCUUCCUUUCUAAUGAUGAGUUACUGGAGAUCCUUUCAGAAACCAAAGACCCAACCAGAGUACAACCUCAUUUGAAGAAGUGCUUUGAGGGUAUCGCAAAGGUUCAGUUUACUGACAUCUUGGAAAUAACACACAUGAAGAGCAGUGAAGAUGAAGUCGUGGAACUUAUUGACAUAAUUUCUACUGCAAAAGCCAGAGGUCAAGUGGAAAAAUGGCUGUUGGAACUUGAGUCAGCCAUGAUAAAAUCUAUUCACAGGGUUAUUGGCAAAGCGAUGGAAGCUUAUCCAAGUACUGUACGCAUAGAUUGGGUGAGGAACUGGCCUGGUCAAACAGUACUGUGUGUAUCACAGAUGUUUUGGACACAAGAGGUUCAAAAUUAUAUUAAAGCUGGUCAACAGGCUCUCGAGACUUAUCUGGAACAGAAUAAUAAGCAGAUAGAUGAUAUUGUUACCUUGGUCCGUGGAAAAUUAUCCAAGCAGAUUCGUACUACACUUGGAGCUUUGGUCGUGCUAGAUGUACAUGCCAGAGAUGUCUUGGCAGUCCUGGUGAAGAAAAAGAUCAGUGAUGAAAAUGAUUUUGAAUGGUUAAGCCAGCUGAGGUAUUACUGGGAGGAAAAUGAACUUCAGACAAAAAUGAUCAAUGCAGGUUUACCCUAUGGAUAUGAAUAUCUUGGAAACACCCCCAGACUUGUUAUCACUCCACUUACAGACAGAUGCUACAGAACUUUGUUUGGCGCAUUAAACCUCCACCUUGGAGGAGCACCUGAAGGACCUGCUGGCACUGGCAAGACUGAAACAACUAAAGAUUUAGCAAAGGCUGUAGCCAAGCAAUGUGUGGUAUUUAACUGCUCAGAUGGAUUGGAUUACAUUGCACUUGGCAAAUUUUUCAAGGGAUUGCUCUCUUGUGGUGCUUGGGCAUGUUUUGAUGAAUUCAACAGAAUAGAUCUGGAAGUACUUUCUGUUGUUGCCCAGCAAAUUCUAACUAUCCAAAGAGGUAUUGCUGCUGGUUCAGUUACAUUGGUAUUUGAGGGAACUGAACUGAAACUUAACCCAACCUGUGCUGUCUUCAUUACUAUGAACCCAGGCUAUGCCGGCCGUUCAGAGUUGCCAGAUAAUCUUAAGGCUCUCUUUCGAACAGUGGCUAUGAUGGUACCAGACUAUGCAAUGAUUGCAGAGAUUGUUCUUUACUCUUGCGGUUUUGUCAGUGCCCGACCGCUGUCUGUUAAAAUUGUGGCCACCUAUCGACUUUGCUCGGAACAACUAUCUUCACAGCAUCAUUAUGACUAUGGUAUGCGUGCAGUGAAAUCUGUCUUAACUGCUGCAGGAAAUAUUAAGCUGAAGUAUCCAACAGAAAAUGAGGAGAUUUUACUACUACGAUCGAUUAUUGAUGUCAAUCUCCCCAAGUUCUUAUCGCACGAUUUGCCACUUUUUGAGGGAAUCACUUCAGAUUUGUUUCCUGGGAUAAAGCUGCCAAAACCUGACUAUCGUAUCUUACUGGAAGCAAUCAAAGAGAAUUGUGAACGCAUGAAUUUGCAGAUGACUGACUUCUUCUCGCAGAAGAUCUUACAAAUCUUUGAAAUGAUGAUUGUGCGGCAUGGCUUUAUGAUUGUCGGAGAACCGUUUGGUGGGAAGACAUCAGCGUACAGAGUUCUGGCUGCUGCUUUGCACGAUAUUUGUGAAAAGGGACUAAUGGAGGAAAAUAAAGUUCAAAUUACAGUAAUUAAUCCCAAGGCCAUUACUAUGGGUCAACUGUAUGGCCAAUUCGAUAAAGUGUCUCAUGAAUGGUCAGAUGGCAUUCUGGCAGUUAGCUACCGAGCAUUUGCUGUUUCUUCUACCCCAGAUAGAAAAUGGUUAAUUUUUGACGGACCAGUUGAUGCAGUCUGGAUUGAGAAUAUGAACACUGUGCUGGAUGAUAACAAGAAAUUGUGUCUGAUGAGUGGAGAAAUCAUUCAGAUGUCUCCCCAGAUGAGUCUUUUAUUUGAACCAAUGGAUCUGGAAGUUGCUUCCCCUGCUACUGUUUCGAGAUGUGGAAUGGUCUACAUGGAGCCUCUUAUGAUGGGGUGGAAGCCUAUAAUGGUAUCUUGGAUGAAUAAAAUGCCAGCUGGUGUUAGACCCAUGCACAAGGAAUUAAUUGAAGGAUUGUUUGACAGGAUGGUGCCAGUGUGUCUCCAAUUUAUUCGAAAAGCAGCCAAGGAGCUGGCUCCUACUGCUGACAUAGGUUUAGUGCGGUCACUUAUGAACCUAAUGGACUGCCUGAUGGAAGAAUUUACAGAUGCUGCCAAAAUCAAACAAAUGAAUGAACGGGAUAUUUGUUCGUGGCUUGAGGGGAUUUUUCUAUUUUCAUUAAUCUGGUCCGUUGGUGCUACGUCCAUGGAGGAAGAUCGAUUGAAGUUUGACAAACUUGUCCGUGAAAUAACUAAUGGGCCGCUUACUGAAGACACAAGAACAUUAUACAAUUUAUUUCUCCAAGUUGAUCCUCCAGCAAAACUUCCCACUGUUCCAAUUCCUGAGGAGGGAUUAAUUUAUGACUACUUGUUCAUUAAAGAUGGAUCAGGGAGAUGGGAACCGUGGACAGAUACAUUGGCUACUGCUCCCCCCAUUCCAAAGGAUGUCGAGUUCAAUGAAAUUAUCGUUCCAACCAAGGAUACAGUUCGCUACAUGAAACUGAUGAAACUUUUGACAACACACCAGAAGCCAUCGAUAUUUGUGGGCCCAACUGGAACAGGGAAAAGUGUCUACAUCAUUGAUUUCCUACUAAAUCAUCUGAAAAAAGACAUUUACAAACCAUUGCUGAUAAACUUUUCAGCUCAAACCACUGCAGCGCAAACUCAGAACAUUAUCAUGUCUAAGCUGGACAAAAGAAGAAAAGGACUUUACGGUCCACCUUUGGGCAAAAAAAUGGUUGUGUUUGUGGAUGAUGUGAACAUGCCCCAGCGUGAAGUCUACGGUGCUCAGCCACCAGUUGAGCUUCUCCGUCAAUGGUUAGAUCAUUGGAACUGGUACGAUCUAAAGGAUUGCACCAUGAUCAAACUUGUGGACAUCCAAAUUAUGUGUGCGAUGGGACCUCCUGGUGGUGGUCGGAACCCAAUUACUCCACGAUUCAUGAGGCACUUUAACACUGUGACUAUUAAUGAGUUUGAUGACAAUUCUAUGCACAUAAUCUUCUCUAGGAUCCUGCACUGGCAAUUUCACUCAAGGUUUAUUUUCUCUCCAGAAUUUGACACUAUGACUGAACAGAUCGUUAAUGCCACCUUGUACGUUUACAAAGAAGCCAUGCAGAAUCUUCUCCCAACACCGGCCAAGUCUCACUAUCUCUUUAAUCUACGGGAUUUCUCUCGUGUUGUUCAAGGGGUGUGCCUCUCUAAUCCACUGACAGCAGUAGAUCCAGCUGCAAUCAAGCGCCUUUGGGUUCACGAGGUUUUACGAGUGUAUUAUGAUCGUUUGGUGGAUGAUGCCGAUCGAGCUUGGCUUGUUGAUUGUCUUCAAAGAGUGAUGGGAAGUCAGCUGCAGGAGAACUUCAAUGCGCUUUUCAAACACCUGGAUUCUAAAGGUGACGGCCAAGUGAACGAAGAUGAACUUCGCAGUCUGAUGUUUUGUGAUUUCAGUGACCCAAAAGGCGAAGACAAGGGAUACCGGGAAGUCCUUGAUUUCAAGGGUUUAAAGAAAGUGGUUGAGGCUCACCUGGAAGAGUUUAAUAAUCUCAGUAAAAAGCCAAUGAAUCUGGUGAUAUUCAGAUUUGCAAUCGAGCACGUAUGCCGAAUUUCCCGCAUACUAAAGCAGCCACAUAGCCAUGCUCUUUUAGUGGGUGUUGGUGGCAGUGGCCGUCAGUCACUAACCCGUCUUGCAGCACAUAUGGCAGAUUACCUUAUUUUUCAAGUGGAAAUUUCCAAGAGUUAUGGCUCUUACGAAUGGCGUGAAGAUUUAAAGCAAAUUUUCCGUAAAGCCACCGAGGGUGAAAUGCAAGCUGUCUUUUUAUUCACUGACACUCAGAUUAAACAGGAGUCAUUUCUGGAAGACGUCAACAAUCUAUUGAAUGCAGGAGAAGUGCCAAAUCUCUUCCCAGUGGACGAGAAGCAGGAGGUCUGUGAACGUAUGCGUCUAAUUGAUCGUCAAAGAGAUAGAUCAAAGCAGACUGAUGGCAGUCCGUUGGCGCUCUUCAACAUGUUUAUUGAGCGCUGUCGCAAUCAGUUACAUGUGGUUUUAGCAAUGAGUCCAAUUGGAGAUGCUUUCCGCAACAGACUGAGGAAGUUCCCGGCGCUUGUCAAUUGCUGUACUAUAAAUUGGUUUCAGUCUUGGCCUGAAGAUGCUCUGGAGGCUGUGGCAAAACGUUCGUUGGGAGAUAUUGAAAUGUCAGAGAGGAUACGUGUGUGUUGCAUUGAUAUGUGCAAGAGUUUUCACACCACAACAAUUGAAAUGUCUGAAACAUUUUAUACUGAGCUUCAGCGGUACAACUAUGUAACUCCUACUUCAUACCUGGAACUGAUCUCCACAUUUCAAGCCCUGCUUGAGUUAAAACGAACUGAAGUAGUGAAGAUGAAGAAGAGAUAUGAAGUUGGUCUGGAGAAACUGAACUCAGCCGCAUCUCAAGUUCUUGUCAUGCAGUCUGAAUUGGCAGCCCUGCAGCCUGAGCUGAUAGUUGCCAGUGCAGCAGUGGAUAAUAUGAUGAUAAUCAUUGAAAAAGAAUCUAUUGAGGUCUCGAGGACAGAGGAGAUUGUGAAAGCUGAUGAACUUGUUGCAAAUGAUCAAGCCAUGGCAGCAAAAGCAAUUAAAGAUGAAUGCGAUGCUGAUCUGGCAAAAGCAUUACCCAUUUUGGAAGCUGCACUCGCUGCCCUUGACACACUUACGACACAGGAUAUCACUGUGAUGAAAUCUAUGAAAAGCCCUCCGUCUGGAGUAAAGCUGGUUAUGGAGGCAAUUUGUAUUUUGAAAGGAAUAAAGGCAGAUCGAAUUCCAGAUCCUACUGGGUCAGGUAAAAAGAUUGAAGAUUUCUGGGGUCCAGCCAAGAAGGUGCUGGGUGACAUGAAGCUCUUGCAGUCUCUCCAUGAAUACGACAAGGACAGUAUUCCUUCAGCAUACAUCAAUGUCAUUCGGAGCAAAUACAUAACUAAUCCAGAAUUUAUUCCAGAAAAGAUUCGCAAUGCAUCCACUGCAGCUGAGGGUCUUUGCAAAUGGGUCAUUGCAAUUGACUCUUAUGAUAAAGUAGCCAAAGUUGUGGCACCAAAGAAAGCAAAACUCGCAUUAGCUGAAGGUGAAUUAAAAAUAGCAAUGAAUGGGCUCAGGAAAAAACAAGCUGCACUUAAAGACGUGCAAGAUAAGCUUGAAAAAUUACAGGAGAAUCUGGAAACAAAUAAACAGAAGAAAGCAGACUUGGAAAAUCAGGUUGAUUUGUGCAGUAAAAAGCUGGAGCGUGCAGAUCAACUCAUUGGUGGACUUGGUGGGGAGAAGACACGCUGGAAUCUGACAGCCAAAAAUCUAGGACGACAAUACACAAAUCUAACUGGCGAUAUCCUGAUUUCUUCUGGAAUUGUGGCUUAUCUGGGGGCAUUUACUUCGACUUACAGACAGCAACAAGCAGAAAAAUGGAUCCGUAAGUGCAAGAAAAUGCUCAUCCCAUGUUCUGAUGAUUUGUCCCUGACAACCACUUUGGGGGAUCCUGUAAAAAUUCGAGCUUGGAAUAUUGCUGGAUUACCUUCUGAUAGUUUUUCCAUUGACAAUGGCAUUAUCAUAUCAAAUGCUCGCAGGUGGCCAUUGAUGAUAGAUCCUCAAGGCCAGGCAAAUAAGUGGGUUAAAAAUAUGGAAAAAGCCAACAGUCUCCAUGUAAUUAAGCUCAGUGAUGCUGACUUUGUGAGAACGUUAGAAAACUGCAUUCAGUUUGGCACACCUGUUUUGUUGGAAAAUGUUGGUGAGGAGCUCGACCCCAUCUUGGAACCAUUGCUACUUAAACAAACUUUCAAACAGGGUGGAACCAUAUGCAUUCGACUUGGUGACUCUACAAUUGAAUACGCCCCAGAUUUUCGUUUUUACAUCACAACUAAAUUGAGAAAUCCACAUUAUCUUCCAGAAACAUCUGUCAAGGUGACGCUGCUAAACUUCAUGAUCACCUCUGAGGGAAUGCAAGACCAGCUUUUGGGUAUCGUAGUGGCCAGAGAAAGGCCCGACUUAGAAGAAGAGAAGCAGGCUUUAAUUUUGCAAAGUGCGGAAAACAAAAGGCUGCUAAAAGAAAUUGAAGAUAAAAUUCUGGAAAUUCUCUCCACCUCAGAAGGAAAUAUUUUAGAAGAUGAAACUGCCAUAAAGAUUUUAUCUUCAUCAAAAGUACUUGCUAAUGAAAUAACUCAGAAGCAAUCUGUGGCUGAGGAGACGGAAAGGAAGAUUGAUGAGACUCGAAUGGGCUACAGAUCAAUUGCAAUACAUUCUGCCAUCCUGUUUUUCUCAAUCGGUGAUCUUGCCAGUAUAGAGCCCAUGUACCAGUAUUCUCUCAAUUGGUUUAUCAACCUGUUCAUCAUGUCUAUUGAAAAUUCAGAAAAGUCUGAUGAAUUGUCAGAGAGGUUGCAGAUCCUUACGAAAUAUUUCACAUACUCGUUGUACGUGAAUGUGUGUCGAUCGCUAUUUGAAAAGGACAAGCUACUAUUUUCAUUUUGCUUGAAUAUAAACCUAUUAAAACACGACAAGCUGAUUGAAGAAGUGGAAUGGACCUUUUUGCUGACGGGUGGCAUUGGCUUGGAUAAUCCACACCCAAAUCCAACUGAAUGGCUCCCUAAAGCGUCUUGGGAUGAGUUUUGCCGACUUGAUGAAAUUCCAGAGUUUGCAAGCCUUCGGACUCAAUUUGUGGAUCUAUUAGAUGGAUGGAAGGCAGUGUAUGACAGCAUGGAGCCACAUCAAGAGAUGUUUCCUGGCGAAUGGGAAAAUAAGCUGGCAAACUUUCAGAGAAUGCUUGUAAUUCGUUGUCUGAGGCCUGACAAGUUCAUUCCAAUGGCUCAGGAGUAUGUGACUGCCAACCUUGGUCGACGGUUCAUUGAACCACCUCCAUUUGAUUUGAGCAGCGCGUUUGGUGACAGUAAUGCUAUUGCACCCCUGAUAUUCAUCCUCUCACCUGGUGCUGACCCAAUGGCUGCUCUCCUCAAGUUUGCUGAAGAUCAGGGUUUUGGGGGAUCCAAGUUGAGCUCUUUGUCCCUUGGACAGGGUCAAGGGCCGAUAGCCAUGAACAUGAUUGAGAUGGCUGUGAAACAAGGUUCCUGGGUGGUAUUACAAAACUGCCACCUGGCUACAUCAUGGAUGGCAACUUUAGAACGAGUUUGUGCGGAACUGAAUCCGGAAACGACACAUCCUGAUUUCAGACUGUGGCUGACCAGCUAUCCGUCUUCAAAUUUCCCAGUUUCUGUCCUGCAGAAUGGUGUAAAAAUGACCAAUGAAGCUCCGAAAGGGCUUCGGCCCAAUAUUAUCCGAUCCUACCUCAUGGAUCCCAUUUCCGAUCCAGAGUUCUUUGGCAGCUGCAGCAAGCCGGCAGAAUUUAAAAAGCUUCUAUACGGCCUCUGCUUUUUCCACGCACUGGUUCAGGAAAGGCGUAAAUUUGGACCACUAGGAUGGAAUAUCCCAUACGAGUUCAAUGAAACUGAUCUGAGAAUUAGUGUGCAGCAGCUCCACAUGUUUAUUAACCAAUAUGAGGAAGUCCCCCUUGAUGCUUUACGAUACAUGACAGGUGAAUGUAACUACGGUGGCCGGGUGACAGAUGACUGGGAUCGGCGCACUCUACGUUCAAUUCUUAAUAAAUUCUACAACAAAGAAAUUACUGCAAAUCCAAAAUACACAUUUGAUCAGAGUGGAAUUUAUUAUCCACCUGCAGAAGGAGAGUACAUCAGCUAUAUUGAAUAUACGAAGACUCUUCCUUUGAACCCGACUCCAGAAAUCUUUGGAAUGCACACUAAUGCAGAUAUCACCAAAGAUCAAUCCGAGACCCAUAAUCUGUUUGACAGUAUCCUACUUACUCAGUCUCGAACCUCUGGUGCAGCUGGGAAGUCAACUGAUGAGACUGUUUUUGAGGUGUCAACGGAUAUCCUUGGUAGGCUGCCUGCAGACUUUGACAUUGAGGCAGCUAUGAGAAAAUACCCAACCACAUACAACCAGAGCAUGAAUACGGUGUUGGUGCAAGAGAUGGGCCGUUUCAAUAUAUUGCUCAGAACAAUUAGGGAUUCUUGCAUCAACAUACAGAAAGCUAUUAAGGGACUGGUGGUAAUGUCAUCUGAAUUAGAGGAGGUAUCGCAGAGUAUGUUGACAGGAAGGAUUCCAGCAAUGUGGAUGAAGAAAUCAUAUCCUAGUCUCAAGCCACUUGGUAGCUACAUGCAUGACUUCUUAGACAGACUGAAAUUCUUGCAGGACUGGUUCGAAAUUGGAGCUCCUCCCAUCUUCUGGUUGUCAGGUUUUUUCUUCACGCAAGCAUUUUUGACAGGGGGACAGCAAAAUUAUGCCAGAAAAUAUACCAUUCCCAUCGAUCUGCUCACAUUUGAUUAUGAAGUGCUGGAGGACCGGAAUUACAUGUAUCCACCAGAAGAUGGUGUCUACAUAAGAGGCCUAUUUGUCGAUGGAGCACGCUGGGACAGGGAGAAACGUAAACUGGCUGAGUCAUAUCCCAAAAUCCUAUACGAUACAAUGCCUGUGAUGUGGCUGAAGCCUUGCAGGAAGUCUGAAAUUUCUCCACACCAGGUUUACAUCGCUCCAGUUUACAAAACCAGCGAGAGAAGGGGUACAUUGUCCACCACUGGACAUUCCACUAAUUUUGUGAUUGCAAUGAGAAUCCCCUCUGAUCGGCCUUCUGAACACUGGAUUGGUCGUGGCGUUGCUUUACUCUGCCAGCUUAAUUCUUAAGAAUGUUUUUGUCAGCUAUAGCAUGUACCUGUUCAUAGACAAACUUCAUUUUGGAUUUGGCAAAUGUUGAUUUGGUAAAAUGUUUAAAAUAUUUGCUGCAAGUGUAUAACAAUCAGGAUUUCAAGAAACAAUGGUUUCCAUUUUCCAUAAACCUUUCUAAUUAUUUUUA